This is a messenger RNA of Colletotrichum spaethianum, 432 nucleotides long. RefSeq names its product 37S ribosomal protein MRP17, mitochondrial. Gene Ontology annotation, cellular component: mitochondrial small ribosomal subunit; ribosome. The transcript is spliced from 3 exons. The record is from RefSeq and is a predicted model, not a curated record. NCBI's taxonomy places the organism in Eukaryota, Fungi, Ascomycota, Sordariomycetes, Glomerellales, Glomerellaceae. The coding region runs from base 1 to 432 and encodes 143 amino acids. Gene Ontology annotation, biological process: translation. Gene Ontology annotation, molecular function: small ribosomal subunit rRNA binding; structural constituent of ribosome.
AUGUUGUACGAACUCAUAGGAAUCGUGCGACCGGGCAGCCUCGCCGAGGUGAAGGAGUACGCGCUCCCUGAAAUCCCCAUCCCCUUCAGUCCCAACCCAACGCCUCUCCCUCUCUCCGAUCCCCAGAUUCCGCAUCUUUGGAGAACAAUCGCCCUCACCGCCGGCCAAAUCAUCCUCCGCAACGGCGGCGUCAUUCGCGGCAUCUCCAACUGGGGCGUCUUCACCCUCCCGCGCCCCGUCUCCAAGGCUCAAAUGAAGCACAAGAGCGGCCACUACUUCGUCAUGCGGUACGAUGCCUCCUCGUCCACACACGCCGACAUGCGCACCACCAUCAACCUCGACCCUCGCGUCAUUCGCACCGCCCACGUCAAGCUUGGCGAUGGCAAGCUCGAGACUAUGGCCCGCUUCGGCGACGUCAAGUGGGAUCGGUAG